Rhododendron vialii is the source of this 1472-nucleotide messenger RNA. RefSeq names its product E3 ubiquitin-protein ligase SIS3. The transcript is spliced from 10 exons. NCBI's taxonomy places the organism in Eukaryota, Viridiplantae, Streptophyta, Magnoliopsida, Ericales, Ericaceae. Gene Ontology annotation, biological process: sugar mediated signaling pathway. Gene Ontology annotation, molecular function: ubiquitin-protein transferase activity. Bases 223 to 1329 code for a protein of 368 amino acids. The record is from RefSeq and is a predicted model, not a curated record.
UCACAAUUUUGUUCUGUUUGCCAAAAAAGCUUCCAAAGCUCUCUCUCUCUCUCUCUCUCUCUCUCUCUGGCUUCACUUCUUUAUUCCUCCCUUUUCCCUUUUCUCACUCUAGAUUCAGCCCAUUUAAUUCUCUGACUCAAUCGACACAGAUACGCAACAGAUUGAAAUGAAGAUUGAAUCUUGGAGUGACAAAUCCUAGGGUUUCCAUACCGUUACUACUCUAUGGCGAUUCGAGGCGUGGAUUUCAAGUGGUACGAUGGGUUUUUCUUGUCAAUGUUGGCGACAAGUAUAAUCAUUGUGGCAAUCAAUUGGAAGCGGUACCAUUUCUGUACAUACCCUCUGCACAUAUGGAUCGUGGUUGACUACACUGCAGUUUUUGUUUUUCGGCUCUUGAUGUUUGUAGAUAAUGGGCUUGCUGCUGGCAUGGGAUUGGAUUUUGGAUGGCAGCAGAGGUAUGCACGUUUCUGUGGAAGAAUGGUGGUUCUUUCAAUUCUUUCUGUGCUACUCUAUCCGUUUCUCUGGGUUUGGACAGUUAUUGGUACACUGUGGUUCUCUAGUGCAAAAAACUGUUUGCCUGAAGAAGGUCAGAAAUGGGGGUUCCUUAUUUGGUUGCUUUUUAGCUACUGUGGACUCUUUUGCAUUGCCUGCAUGUCUGCGGGAAAGUGGUUAACGCGAAGACAAGCACAUUUAUUACGUGCUCAACAGGGGAUUCCUAUUUCAGAAUAUGGGGUGUUGGUUGACAUGGUUCGAGUACCGGAUUGGGCAUUUGAAGCUGCGGGCCAAGAGUUGAGAGUCAUGGGCCAAGAAGCUGCUGCAUACCAAUUCGGAAUAUACUUGACACCAGCACAGACAGAAGCAGUCGAAGCACUCAUUCAGGAUCUUCCAAAGUUCAGGUUGAAGGCAGUUCCCACUGAUUGCAGCGAAUGCCCCAUCUGCCUAGAAGAGUUUCAUGUUGGAAAUGAGGUUCGUGGGCUUCCUUGCGCUCACAAUUUCCAUGUAGAAUGCAUCGACGAGUGGCUUCGUCUGAACGUGAAAUGCCCCCGGUGCCGUUGUUCGGUCUUUCCAAACCUUGACCUCAGUGCAUUAUCCAACAUGCGGCCCGAUUCCGAACGGUCACCCAUAAGUGUCCUGACAACGGUGACCCGUUACGUAAGAACCCAGCCGCCCAGCCAGAGUUACCUUCUGAGAUUGCAAGGUUUGCUCCGACCCGUUCGUUUAGAAAAUGCGGGCCCCGUUAGCGAUGCCGAUGUUGCCUUGGAAACUGCUGAGAAUGGAAGUGUGCCGGUGGAACGUCAGCUUGUUGUGCAUCCAAACGCUCCUCAACGGUAGAGUUUGCGACUACUAAUAUUUUGUUGAUUCGUAUUCUAACCAGUGUGUGCUUAAGAGGCGUAAAAUGAGGUGUGUCCAUUGUGCUUUGUUUUGUUGACAAAAUUUUUUGAUCUGAAAACUCUGUUAACUGAUCGUUUCCUUAA